Messenger RNA from Oncorhynchus kisutch (coho salmon), 5963 nucleotides. RefSeq names its product TBC1 domain family member 22B. Gene Ontology annotation, biological process: activation of GTPase activity. Gene Ontology annotation, molecular function: GTPase activator activity. Lineage: Eukaryota; Metazoa; Chordata; Actinopteri; Salmoniformes; Salmonidae. The transcript is spliced from 13 exons. The record is from RefSeq and is a predicted model, not a curated record. Bases 227 to 1786 code for a protein of 519 amino acids.
UGUUAAUGUACUCCAAGAUGGCGACCUCCACCGUUCUGUAUUAUACGGUAUCGGCAAUUGCAACAAAAGGACAUUAUUGACACACGUCAAAACUUUUAUUGUUGGUUGCUGCAAAGACAAGCCGGUUUAGUAUAUCGAAUCUGAAACGCUAAAAUCUUCUCCAAUGCUUUGUACAUUUGUAGAACUGCGCGCCGUGUUAGACUGAGGGGAUUUGCAUUAACCGAGCAUGGCCACCGACAACAUAAUUAAUUUCUGGAGGAAAAACGCGAAGGUUCCAGGAAGUAUACAGCCAGUUUAUGGAGCACAGCAUCCUCCCCUUGACCCCAGAAUCCACCGCACGUUUCCUAAAGACACUCCCAAGGGAAACAAUCUCAAGUCUAAAAAAGCAUCUAGUUUCCACGAAUUUGCCCGUAGCACCAACGACGCCUGGGACAUUGAUGACGAGGACGAUGAGGACUUGUUAGCUCCCAUUCACCCCUCAUCUCUCCCGUCCGCCCUGCACUCCGUGCACCAGGUGCCUCCUCUUCCUUUACAACAACCCAGUGACACCACCAGGGAGCCAGACACGGGGCCUGCAGACCGGCUGGCUCCCCCAACAGCAGAGAGCUGUCUUCAGCAGGAGGAGGACGCAGACGGUGGACAGGUCAAUGGCAGAGUUGUGGUGAAGUCCAGCAGUGAGGCCCUGCUCAACACCAAUACAGUGCGCUCCACCCUGCAGAAGCAACAGUCUCUCCCAGUUCGUCCUAUCAUCCCGUUAGUCGCCAGAAUCUCUGACCAAAAUUCCUCGGGGGCCCCAAUCAUGACAGUGCGAGACAAGAGCCGAUUGGACAAAUUCAAAUACCUUCUGUCCUGUCCUAACACCGACCUUGAGGAGCUCCGGAAGCACAGCUGGUCAGGUAUUCCACGAGAAGUGAGGCCCAUUACAUGGAGGCUCCUCUCUGGUUACCUCCCAGCCAACAUGGAGCGCAGAGACCUGGUGCUGAAGAGGAAGAGAGACGAGUACUUUGGCUUCAUUGAACAGUAUUACCACUCCAGGACAGACGAAACUUACAAAGACACAUAUAGACAGAUCCACAUCGAUAUUCCGAGGACAAAUCCACUAAUUCCACUUUUCCAGCAGCCCACUGUGCAAGAGGUGUUUGAGAGGAUCCUCUUCAUCUGGGCUAUCCGCCAUCCAGCCAGCGGCUACGUCCAGGGAAUCAAUGACUUGGUCACUCCAUUCUUUGUUGUCUUCCUCUCCGAAUUUGUUGAGGAGGAUGUGGAGAAUUUUGACGUAGCUUCCCUGCCUCUUAACACCCAGAGGAACAUUGAGGCAGACAGUUUCUGGUGCAUGACCAAGCUGCUGGACGGAAUACAGGACAACUACACUUUUGCUCAGCCAGGGAUUCAGAACAAUGUGAAAGCUUUGGAAGAAUUGGUCAGCAGAAUCGAUGAGGACAUACACAACUACUUUAAGAGGUAUGAGGUGGAGUACCUGCAGUUUGCUUUUCGUUGGAUGAACAACCUGCUGAUGAGAGAGCUGCCUCUACGCUGCACCAUACGCCUCUGGGACACCUAUCAGGCUGAACAAGAGGGCUUCUCCCACUUUCACCUCUACGUCUGUGCUGCUUUCCUGAUUGAGUGGCGCAAAGAGAUCCUCUCCAUGGUCGAUUUUCAGGGUCUUCUCAUGUUACUCCAGAACCUUCCCACAAUCCACUGGGGGAAUGAGGAAGUGGGCCUUCUCCUGGCUGAAGCGUACAGACUCAAGUACAUGUUCGCUGACGCGCCCAAUCACUACAGGAGAUAGGCUUCUAUGCAAUGGUGUAAAACAGAUUCUGAUAUACUGUUAGGAGGAAUGUACGGUUUCCGUCCUCUCUUUGAUAUGACUGGCCGACAUAUAGCUUGCACACAGGUACAGAAUCAUUAGCUCAAAAUAGGAACCUUCAAACCCUAUUUCUACUAUAGUUUUCUUGCAGGUUCUCUCUGUUUGUUAAGACUUUUAUUGGCAAGUUACAUUCCACUGACACUGCAGCGUAUUAUCUCCGAGCCACUGGCUUAGACAUCUCAAUAGCAGUCUGUUACAAUUCAUGAGGUAGGCAUCGAGUAGGUUCUGGACAUACAACACAGCUAAUCCUCAACUGACUAGGUAUCCCCCUUUACCUUCAACCUUACUCCUAUUAACCAUAACCUUAUGUGAGUUCUGGUAUUGGAGCUCUACACUGUUCUGGUAUUGGAACUCUGCACUGUUCUGGAAUUGGAACUCUACACUGUUCUGGUAUUAGAACUCUACACUGUUCUGGUAUUAGAACUCUAUACUGUUCUGGUAUUAGAACUCUAUACUGUUCUGGAAUUGGAACUCUAUACUGUUCUGGUAUUGGAACUCUAUACUGUUCUGGUAUUGGAACUCUAUACUGUUCUGGUAUUGGAACUCUAUACUGUUCUGGUAUUGGAACUACACUGUUCUGGUAUUGGAACUACACUGUUCUGGUAUUGGAACUCUAUGCUGUUCUGGUAUUGGAACUACACUGUUCUGGUAUUGGAACUACACUGUUCUGGUAUUGGAACUACACUGUUCUGGUAUUGGAACUCUAUACUGUUCUGGAAUUGGAACUACACUGUUCUGGAAUUGGAACUCUAUACUGUUCUGGUAUUGGAACUCUAUACUGUUCUGGAACUCUAUACUGUUCUGGUAUUGCAGCUCUACACUGUUCUGGUAUAGCAGAUCUAUGCUGUUCUUGUAUUGCAGCUCUACACUGUUCUGGUAUUGGAACUCUACACUGUUCUGGUAUUGGAACUACACUGUUCUGGUAUUGGAGCUCUAUGCUGUUCUGGUAUGGGAACUCUAUGCUGUUCUGGUAUUGCAGCUCUAUGCUGUUCUGGUAUUGCAGCUCUAUGCUGUUCUGGUAUUGGAGCUCUAUGCUGUUCUGGUAUUGCAGCUCUAUGCUGUUCUGGUAUUGAACUCUAUACUGUUCUGGUAUUGGAACUCUAUACUGUUCUGGUAUUGAACUCUAUACUGUUCUGGUAUUGGAGCUCUAUGCUGUUCUGGUAUUGGAGCUCUAUGCUGUUCUGGUAUAGGAGCUCUAUGCUGUUCUGGUAUUGGAGCACUAUGCUGUUCUGGUAUUGCAGCUCUAUGCUGUUCUGGUAUUGCAGCUCUAUGCUGUUCUGGUAUUGGAGCUCUAUGCUGUUCUGGUAUUGCAGCUCUAUACUGUUCUGGUAUUGCAACUCUAUGCUGUUCUGGUAUUGCAGCUCUAUGCUGUUCUGGUAUUGCAGCUCUAUGCUGUUCUGGUAUUGGAGCUCUAUGCUGUUCUGGUAUUGCAGCUCUAUGCUGUUCUGGUAUUGCAGCUCUAUGCUGUUCUGGUAUUGCAGCACUAUGCUGUUCUGGUAUUGCAGCUCUAUGCUGUUCUGGUAUUGAAUUCUAUACUGUUCUGGUAUUGCAGCUCUAUGCUGUUAUGGUAUUGCAGCACUAUGCUGUUCUGGUAUUGCAGCUCUAUGCUGUUCUGGUAUUGAAUUCUAUACUGUUCUGGUAUUGGAGGUCUAUGCUGUUCUGGUAUUGCAGCACUAUGCUGUUCUGAAUAUUGCAGCUCUUUACUAUACUGCAUAAAUGAAUGAUAUUUUAAUCCAGAGGGGAUAAAUACUCGACCAUCGGUUUAUGGUCUUUUAAAUUCAAAUUCAUACUGGCAUUAAUCAGUAUUGGUUGUCUCAGAAGUUUUAACAUAUACUUGAAAGAACUCUGAAUGGAUGAUGACUGUUUAAGUGAUCAUCGUUCAAGUUUCAGAGAAUAUAUUUUGAGUUAUUUCGAUUUUUAUCUAACAGAGUUUUGUGGUAGAAGCUAGUCCACAUAUUUGACCACUUUGUCCCCACUUGUUCCCUUCAUGUCUAUAUUGAGUCCAGUAAAAGGCCAGUCUGAAUAUCUACUGAACAAAUUGUCCAGUGUAGUACAACGUGAUACAGGAGGUGUCACAGCUGUUACUAAUAGCCGCUCUGUAGACCAGAAAAAGGUACUUUAUUUCAGGGCUUAUCUAUAGUGGUGCCAUAUUGAAUCACAAGGCCUCAAUGUGAAUAGGGUGAGAAUGGGGACCGUGUGUUUUUAGAUGGUGUAUUAUUUUUAACACUUUGAGCUACAUUUUCAGUUCAUCUGUAUCUUAGGUUAUGUUUAUCUCAACUGAUUACUAGCUAUUUUGCUUUGUAAUUCUCAGGCUUAAUUUUUCACAUUCAGAUUAGUCUCACUUUCUUUUUAGAUUAUUUGCAACUGUGGCACAUAUGAAAGUUACUAAAUUGUUUCAAAAUGAAGUUGUCAUUUGAAACUGAUGAGACCUUCAAGUAAUGUACAUUUAAGAGUAUCUGACACUUUACCAAAUGUAUAUUUUGUAUGUUUGCGGUGUCCAUAACAUGCGCUGAAGAUUUUGCAUUGUUUAUUUCCUCUUUCUGAAUAUAUAUACAAAGCAACCAGUGCAAUCUAAAUCAACAAUCUGCAACACGAUGUAAUGACCAUCCAGGAAGCUCUUCAGAAAGGAGAGAAAAAUGACUGUUGUACUUCCCUGUCUGUUGUUUGCAACAGCAUCUACUCUUAUUUAGUAUGUUUAACUUAAACACUUGUCUGUUAACUUUAAUAAUAUAGAAGUGAAAAUUGUGUAUAUUAAGAAUUCAAAUGUUAAGAUUUGUUUUUCAGUAAAUGAAUGUGUUUUGACUUGCCUCUGAGGGUUGUCUGAUAAUGCUGAUGUUGAUAUUCAAAGGCAACUUUUAGUAGCCCUCCCGAGUCCCUACACAGUUACUUGAUCUGUUGGAAACUGUGAUAUCAACACAGCUGGAUUUCAAGUCUGUAAUGAUGCCUUUGUUAUAAGCAUUUGUAAUGCACUUUGACUAGCAUAGAAAACUGAAAUGCUAUCAUUUGCCCUGUUUUGUUUGUACAGCAUUUGUGUUUCAAUUUAAAUAUUGGGGUUAUGUAGUAGCUUACCUGCUGUGACCUCACUUAGGGGACGUAAAGCAGGAAUAGUAAUUACAUUUAAACAAUGGAAUGUGAAUAUUUAUGUUACUAUUUUACCAACCUUCAUAACCAUUUCUCUGCUAAUGGUACGAAAGUUUUGACAAUCAUUAUUUAGAUUUUAUAAUUCUUGUAUUGGCAUUGAGGUUCAAGUUUGUGAAAUUGACAUGUGGAUAUGGUAUUGAACAAUAUGGAGUACAUUUGUUUUGUCAGGUUUUAGUGACCCUAUGACAACCUAAAAAAAAAAAAAUGUUUUAACUGAAGUUCGGGUUUUUAAAUCAUCAGUACUAGGACAGGGACCUUGGUGGUAUUAGACCUGUAAUGAUAUGAAUUAACGUCAUGAUACUGAGGAAACAGAAGUGCCAUAACUUCCAAACCAGUAUUAUUCUCAUUUUGGUUUUCAAGAUCACCAUGUAGUUCAAUUAGGAUUUUUCUGCAAUUUAAAUCAUCUAAUUUAAUCAUUCUACUUUUGAUUUCUGCAUUGUUCCCAGUGGACAUUUUACCAUGUCUUCUCAAUUCAGGGUUUUUUUGUAGAACAAAUUCAGACUCAUGUUCGUUGUUGGCAUUAUCAAAUAUAUAAUGAUUACUUUGUGUAUUUAAAUAUUUACCUUUCAGCCUUAAAAGUAAACUAUGCUCUGUCCUCAUGUGUUUACUUGCUCCCAAAAAUGUAUGAUUUUAUUAUUUAAAUUGAAUUCAUUCUACAUUUUGUAUUAUUCAAUCCAUGUCCCAUGUUGUUUUAGGGUCAUUCAAAGGUUUCACUGCAUUUAGGUUUUAAAAACAAGAUGUACAGUAAUGUAACCUGAAUUCAUUGUCUUAAAAUUAAUCUGUAGUCAUUUCGUUUUCAUUUUCUUAUCUUCAAUGCCAAACUAUUUGGCCAAUAAUGUUUUCAAUUCAGUUCAAUGCUUCUGUAGUCAUUACUGGUUUUAGCCUUAAAUGGAGGAAAUAUUACAGUAAUCUGCUGUAUAUAAAGGUUUAGUUUAUAUUAAACGAUUGCUACCCUUUG